Nezara viridula (southern green stink bug) is the source of this 3629-nucleotide messenger RNA. The record is from the annotation of a GenBank genome assembly. NCBI's taxonomy places the organism in Eukaryota, Metazoa, Arthropoda, Insecta, Hemiptera, Pentatomidae.
GCGAUUACUAAUUCAUGAUUCGAUCCACAUUCUGCUCCGCGAUAGGUACAACCCUACGUCAAAUCCUCCAGCAAGUCUGGAGGUUCCCUCUCAUUGCUGGUCAGCGAGACCAUCGGACUUAGCCGAGAGGAACUCCUAAGCAAUUUCCAUCGACCAUCCCCACAUCUGCCACCGGUGGGACGCUCUCCAUACGCGAUAAUCAGCCCGCGCGAGGUAAAGGCCAAUGUUAAAUACUCUUAAUGUUCAAAAAUCAUUAGGCAUAGUGAAAUGAAAGCUCAUUUAAUAAACUUUGAAAUGAGCUAUCAAAUGUCGCGCUAGAUUUAUGGGUUAUAAAUCUACGAGCAUUUCAAUAAAAUAAAAUAAUGUGGAAUUCGGCUGUUAUUUUAAAUAGUGUUUAUUAAAAGAAAUACUAAAUAAAAAAUAGUUUUCUCAUGCGUUUAGGAGGCAUAACUAAUAUACCAAAAAUCAUAUAAUUAAGAAGAAUUCAAGGCCUCUGUUAAUGUCAAUUAGAUGAAUCUAUUUAAAGUAUGUUACAUUAAUGUGAUUCUUUAUUUUUUCGAUAAGAAAGGUAUGAGUAUGUUCAUAUGAAUUUAAAAAAAACAAAAAAAAACACUUAUAUAACGCAUUACAUAAAAAUCGUCAAUGCAACAUAUGAUCUAAAUAACUCGAUAGUGUAUUAUAGCUUUUCCAAAGUGGUGUUAGUUCUUAUCUACGCAUGUUCGGUUUAAGAAAGAAAUAGAUCUUCUAUUAUAGAAGAAUAAUAAGCAGUUUUCCUUGAGUAAAGAGAAAAAUAGUGUAAAAUGAAAUAGAAUAAUUUCUUUUAGCCCAACGACUAUUAAUUGAUUAAGUUUAUUCUUGAACUGGUCGUUUUUAACGUGAAGAUCUCAGCACCAAACAACGUCCCACAAGAUGAAAAGUAUUUUGAAGAGUUCAGUUAACACAAACUUUAAAGAUCUGUCUCCACCGUGUGAAACAGAAGAUGUCAAAGAAGAGACCGAAGACAGUGCAUAUGACCUGCACGAAAACGAAAGCUGGUCAAUUAUUGAAGAAGAAAAAAAAGGCCAUCGGCAAACAGAGAUGUAUAAUAUUAUCGAUAUUUUACGAUACUACGCCAAAUUAGGAAAUAAACGUAAAGUAAAUUAUUUCAAAACAAGAAAAAUUGAUGUUGCAGCAUAUAGAUUUAAAAGACCAACAAAUGCUCGUCCAACAGAACAAAGAACAUUAAAAACAAAUGAAAAUCUUCAUAAUGCCGAACUAGAAAUGGCAACAAUAACAGGCCUAAGGGAAAUGUACUUCAAAACACCUAAAAUUUUUAAGACAAUUGGAGAGAGUCCAACAGAAAAAGAACCAAAAGAUGAAAAGCUUCAAGAAAUAAAGUUGCCCACCAAACUUAUUCCUGAUAACAAAGUAUGCAAACGAUAUCUUAGUAAAUAUAAACAAAAACUACUGGAUAAAUUAUUUAUAAAAAUACCAAGGACGGGAGAUAUGAAAUCUAAACCAAAAUAUGACGAAAAAUAUGCUAAGAUUAAAAAAUCGAGAGACGCAAUUAGGAAUGGAUAUGUUGUGUCAGUGUUUAAUAUCGACGAUGAUGACCUUUUCACAGACAAAGAAUUGUAUAAAAUCCAUCGAAUGAAAGAUAAUAAACAUUCAUACGGUUCAUACGAUAAACACGGACAUACGAAAAACGUUAUGCAUUCCAAAGAAAUUUGGGAAUGGGAUGAAGUUGUUAAUAAUUUUCCGAAUUUCUCAGAAACAAAAAAAUCUUCUGAAACAUUGUUUUUGAGUCCUGUAAAAGGUAACACACCGAUUCCGAAACCAAAACCGGAACAACUUAUAAAGCAUUAUUUGGUCAAUUGGUUUAAACGAGAAUCUCCGACCGAGGAGGGAAAAGAUCCGCUCCAUAGGUUCCAAUUCCUUGGAAAUCGAUACCCAAGACACUACAAUUUUUUAACUAAAGAGAGCAGGCUGAAUGCAGCAAUCAAGUUCAUAAAAUUUGCUAAAGCUGUACAUCCUGAUUUGGAAUGUAUGAAGAUUUUAAGCGAGUUAGAGAGCUACAUCGGUCCUAUAACUCUUGAUGCAUUACAAGCAAAUACCACGACGAUGGGAACACAACUAAAAAGACCGAACAAACAACUUAGGUACUUUAGGAAGCUGCUUGAAGAGAUAAAGGAGUUAGGGAAUAUGUUUUCUAGCCCCGAAAAAACAACAGUUGAUUUAAAGGAUAAAAGUACAAAACCGGAUGAAAUAACUGAAGAACAUUUUAAAAAUUCCCUCCAGCAUAGCAAUAUGUCAUAUGUACACCAUAAAUAUGUUGAAAGUCGUUUACCAUCCCCUCUUAAUAAAAUGUUUAUUUCAAUGGCCCACAGUCUUGUGAAAUACAUGGUAGAUAUCAGUACUGAUCCGAAAGCUAAAAGGUACAAAAAAGAAAUAAGCAAACUUGUAACAAAACUUUUGCUGCUGGUAUUAGAAUCGAUGAAUUGGGUUAUAGAAACAAUCUUUAGGAUAGCUUCUCCCUCAGAUAUUUUAGAAGACAGCAAAACAGAAAAAGAAACGAUAAUGGAUGAUAUCGGAGAGGAUAGAACUCACGAGAUACCAACGGAUCGAAUUGAUCAAACAAUAAAAACAUUAAUGGUUUCUAUUUUAAAAUUCAUGAACUUUAACAGUCUGUUUUAUAAGGAUGGUCCUGAUACCAACUCAACAGAAUGUCAAUCACUUUCAUCUAUAAGCAACGAGAAAGAAAAAAACAGGUGAUCAAACUGAAAACAGGCAAAUGAUAUGAUGGAGUGAGGCUGGGCAAAGAUGGAAAAAAUAUUAUCAAUAGCGCUUUUUAAAACUAUUUAAAAUCAUAAGAUUGAUGAAACGUUGUUGGAAAGAUUAUUUAAUAUAACACCUAGAGCUUCUAAAUUUUUAAUCUAAAAUAUUUUUCGAUUAUUUCUUUUUUUAAAUAAUUUUAAUAUCAUGUAAUCUAGUGCUCGGAAAUGGUCUUUCAUGUGAGUUUUAGUUGGCAACCAAGAAUUACGAUCAGACCAUAUUAUAUUAAUUUAAUCCUACGAUACAAACUUACUCACCCACACACAUACAUACCCAAACAAAAAUAAAAUCAAGGCUUCAAAGUAAUUUUUAAUCAGUUUCGUUAAGAAUGGAAUAUCUAUUUUUAAUUUUUUCUCUGUUGUUUUAGAACUACAACUCUUACCGUCGUAGCUUUUCAAAUAAAAGUUUUAUAGAAGAAAAAUCUGGCGUAUGCAUCACACAACUUUUACUUACCGCUGUACUAUGAACAGAAAUUCUUGUCUGGUAAAUUUGGGCUAUUACAGUUUUUGAAGCAAAUUUUUAAUAGAGCUAAAUCCUAAAGAAUAUAUUAGUGAAUUUCGGUCAUUUUUGUCAAUGCAAAAACUCAAUACAAUCAUUAAAAUAACACAACCCGAGUUUAUUUUGUCCAUUUCAGACAAUAAAAACGUUAUAACUUUUAUCAGUCGAUGCGAAUCAAAUAACUUCAGUCUCUGAACUUUAUGUACAAAGAUAGAUUUGAAAUUACAUUACAUGGUAAAAAUUAUAGGAAUUAAAUCUCUAUCACUUUUUACGUUUUUUUUUACAUUAUUAUUUUUUUCUCUUGGAAAAUUUACCAAAAU